Messenger RNA from Penicillium maclennaniae, 1206 nucleotides. RefSeq names its product putative translation elongation factor eEF-1 subunit gamma. Gene Ontology annotation, cellular component: nucleus; cytoplasm. NCBI's taxonomy places the organism in Eukaryota, Fungi, Ascomycota, Eurotiomycetes, Eurotiales, Aspergillaceae. Bases 1 to 1206 code for a protein of 401 amino acids. Gene Ontology annotation, molecular function: translation elongation factor activity. The transcript is spliced from 3 exons. Gene Ontology annotation, biological process: translational elongation. The record is from RefSeq and is a predicted model, not a curated record.
AUGGCCUUCGGAAAGCUCUACGGUCUCCCUGACAACGGUCGUACCAUCGCCACCCUGGUCGCUGCCAAGCACAACGGCCUUGAGUUGGACUUGGUCAAGACCGAGGCGAACGGUGCUAAGGCUGGCGCUGAGUACCGCAAGAUCCAGCCCCUCGGCAAGAUCCCCGGCUUCGAGGGUGCCAACGGCUUCAACCUCUCCGAGGCUAUCGCCAUCGCCAUCUAUGUCACCUCCCAGAACGAGAAGACUACUCUGCUCGGCAAGACCAAGCAGGACUAUGCCUCCAUCGUGAGCUGGAUGUCCUUCGCCAACAGCGAGGUCCUCCCCAGCUUCGGUGCCUGGUACCGCCCCCUCCUCGGCCUCGAGCCCUACAACAAGAAGACCGUCGAUGAGGUCGCCAAGGUCGCUGUCUCCAAGAUGGCUGUCCUUGAGUCUCACUUGACCGCCAACACCUACCUCGUUGGCGAGCGUAUCACUCUCGCUGAUAUCUUCACUGCUUCCCUCCUGACCCGUGCCUUCGCCACCGUCCUGGACAAGAAGUUCCGUGAUGCCAACCCCGCUGUCACCCGCUGGUACAACACCAUUGUUAACCAGGCUGACUUCAAGGCCGUCUACGAGGCCAAGUUCACCGACGAGGUCAUCAAGUACACCGCCCCCAAGAAGGAGGAGAAGCCCAAGGCUGCUGCCCCCGCUGCUGCUGCCGCCGCUGAGGAGCCCGAGGCUGCCCCCGCCCCCAAGCCCAAGCACCCCCUUGAGGCCCUUGGCAAGCCCACCCUCAUCCUCGAUGAGUGGAAGCGCCAGUACUCCAACGAGGACACCCGCACCGUCGCCAUGCCCUGGUUCUGGGAGCACUACAAGCCCGAGGAGUACUCCCUCUGGAAGGUCGCCUACAAGUACAACGACGAGCUUAAGCUCACCUUCAUGGCCAACAACCUGAUCGGUGGCUUCCACGCCCGUCUUGAGGCUUCCCGCAAGUACCUCUUCGGUUGCCAGCACGUCUUCGGUGCCAACUACGCCUGCGUCAUCGAGGGUGUCUUCCUCGUCCGCGGCCAGGAGGCUGCCCCCGCCUUCGACGUCGCCCCCGACCAUGAGUCCUACAACUUCACCAAGCUCGACCCCACCUCCGAGGCUGACCGCAAGUACAUUGAGGACAUCUGGGCCUGGGACACCCCCCCUCACCGUCGACGGCAAGGUUCUCCCCUCCGCUGA